ACUUUCCCCUCGGGUUAGGGUUUGGGAAUCCCUCUUUCCGCCGCCACGAGACGAGACCCACACAAUUUCCUCCUAUCCGAUCCUUUGAUACCCAAAUCAGCCAACCUUAGAUCGCCGCCGCCGCCACCGCCACCGCCACGACCUUGAUUCGCACUCUUCGAUUCCGAGGCCAAUCGCUAUGGAGCAUCAACCAAGCGUUGAUCGCCGCAGCCACUCUCAAGUUCCGAGCCCGAUCGCUAUGGGAAAGAAGGGAAUCGACUUCUCAUCUCUCAGAAUCGACGACGAUGAGGACGAGUACUCCUCCUCCUCCUCCGAGGAGUACACGGAUGACGACGAAGACGAGGAGGACGAGGAGUACGAAGUGGAGAACGUCUGGUCGCCUACCCACCCCCACGAUCUGGACUCUUUCCCCCAUUCGAUCCUUCUCGACGUACAGGCCUACUUCGACGACCGCAUCAACGCCACCACCGCUGAUGCGCCCUUGAUUAAGGAUCACCGCAUCCGGGUUACCUUCUGGAUCGCCCACCCGCCGGGCGUCUCCUGCCUGACGGUCCACUCCAACGGCGUGGAACCCAGCGAGUUCACCAAUAUGCCCAUGGUCGUCGCCGCUCAGGACGACCUGGUGCUCCUCCGGGUCGCCAUUGGCCCUCAUACACACCACUGUCCCAACAAUUACAUCAAUAAUUACUAUGUGUACCAGGCCGGCACCAACCCAACUCUUCGCCGCCUCGCCGACGCCAGCUCCUUUGUCUUUGCCGACUGCUCAGCGGGCAUUGUUCGCCGUGGUGACGGCAGUUAUAUCAUCGCUGCUAUCCACUGGGCAGGGGUCCACGGACAAUAUGACCUCCACCAAUUUGACUCCAAGACCUGGACAUGGAGCACCAGGCUGAUGCAUGUUGAUAAACCACAGAGAUUCUCGCGCAUUCUUACAAACAAGGUGCUGGUUAUCGGAGGCAAAGAUGGUCUGGUGGCCUGGAUCGACCUAUGCAACGGCAUUCUGUUCUGUGAGGUGCUCACCAGCCGCACUGUUCUUCGGUACUGUGCAUUGCCGCUACCAUUUAGCAAGAAGCUCGUAGGCCCUCCAGAGCAAUUUCGAGACAUUGCCAUCGUCGGAGGUCAUAUCAGGUUCUUUGAGAUGCGAUUGAAGGUCAAACACCACCCAGUAUCCUUCAACACCACUUUAAUUUCCAAAGUUUUGGAAGCGACCACAUGGAAAAUGAUAGAGCCUUGGCAGAACUGGCAGAAGGAUCGCAGACUCGAUAUGUUCAAGAUACCAGUUGACAAGAGUGAUUGUGUAUUGCUUCAUGAUGUUCUGAAUGGUCAGGACACUCUGAUUGCCUUUGAGAGACUCCAGGGAGGUCACCCUGCUCUGAGCCUGCAUGAUGAUGAUGUUGUUUAUGUCAUGGCCAAGGCUAAAGAGAUGAGCCGCAGGGCAGUUGUGUUCGCUGUGAACAUGAGGAAAAAGGUAUUACAAGGAGUGUCCAAGUUUGAUGCAAAAAGGGCAUAUGGCUUCAGUUACACCUACCUUCAAAGUGGGAUCUCCAACUAUCUGACCGCUGAGUCGUCUGCCAGUUACAGAGGAAAAGCCAGAGAUGGAAUUCCACAAGGAGGCAGUCGCAUAGCUUUGAAACCUAUUGACAACAUGUACAAAGGGAAGGCUGCUGAAUCAAGCACGGACCGUAUCACCAAAGCAGGUGGCAUAUACAAAAGUAAUGCCGACACCCAAGCAGGUGCCAUAUACAAAAGUAAUGCUGCUGACUCAAGCUGGGUCCAGGUUUCAAGACGAGGCAAGCAGAAAGCUUGACAAACAAGUCAAAGCAAGCAGCCUAAGAAGUUUGUGAACAUGAGAUUGGUGGUGCUCAUCAACAAGAUCACCCUCUCCUCCCUGUCUUGCUGAUUCUACUCCUGUUUCAGGAUUAUGUUUGAUGGCUUACUUAUGUUAUGCUCCUUUUUUAGUUUUACUGAAACAGUCUUCUUGACUGUCAUGUUAUGUCUGUCAGUGUUGCUGCUUUACUUAUGUCAUAUUGUCAAAGUGUUGUUGUGCUAUACUGUAAUGUCAAGGUCGUGAAGUACUAGUGUGGAUUGGUACUGCUGCACACUUUUAGUCUCAAUGCUGUGGCUAAGCCAUUUAUGAA
Hordeum vulgare subsp. vulgare (domesticated barley) is the source of this 2135-nucleotide messenger RNA. RefSeq lists its product as uncharacterized. The record is from RefSeq and is a predicted model, not a curated record. NCBI's taxonomy places the organism in Eukaryota, Viridiplantae, Streptophyta, Magnoliopsida, Poales, Poaceae. The transcript has 3 exons. Bases 179 to 1804 code for a protein of 541 amino acids.